Molecule: messenger RNA, 3545 nt
Organism: Saccostrea cuccullata (small rock oyster)
Lineage: Eukaryota; Metazoa; Mollusca; Bivalvia; Ostreida; Ostreidae
Exons: 3
Coding region: 311-1549 (412 amino acids)
Biological process (GO): DNA recombination; DNA integration
Molecular function (GO): DNA binding
Source: RefSeq, a predicted model, not a curated record
UUAACUCAAUAUGAGUUUAAGUUGUAUUAUAGAAAUGAGUAGAUCAACUUUUGUAACAUAGAUAAAGAGGCAUAACUCUUGCAACAUUUAAACAUCACUGACUUUUGACACUACCCUUCACAAACAUUAAACUUUGACACCAUCCCCUGUUAAUACCUGCAUAUAUACUACGCGCGCGCCAAUUGCAAAUUCUUUCUGGAAAUUCUUCUGAACAAAAUUCAACAGACUAACCGCCAUCGAAGGAUUCCUUCAAACUUUAUUAGCCAUCCUAUAAUUUUGGUAAAGUAUUUAGGUCAUCGAAGCUACGGGAAUGUUGCGGUGUAGCAAAAGAAAAUCCAAGUCACCCUAUGCUAGGCCUGUCAGGACCCCAGCCGAAAGGUCCAUUGCAGCCACGGCCCCCGUGAUCACGGCAACCCAGGUUUCACAGCCAGCCAGCCAGACUGCUAAUUCAUCGCUGGCAACCCUUAAUCCUCCCGAAGUCCCACAUCCUCCUGAAGUCCCACAUGCAGCUAGCAUGAACUCGGAAUCCUCAGUGGCAACCCCUACUCCAAUUUCCAUAGGGGAUAUUACAACGGAGCAAUCCUUGACAUCAGUGGGAAAGAUUCAUAACCUUGGCUCCUCAGGCAGACAAGAUUCCAGUCAAUAUACCUCCGGUAUUGACAACUCUCUUAAACGACAUGUAGAAAGUUUACUCGAAGCAGCAGUAUCUAAAAAUACUGCUUCAACAUAUCAGAAGUUCAUUAACUCUUUUGAAACCUUCCGCUCUAAAUAUAAUUUUGUCUUGACUUGGCCUCCACCAGUCCAUCAGAUUAUUAAUUACAUUGCAUACCUCCAUACAAACCAUAUAUCACAUGCCACAGCAAGAUGUUACUUAAGUGGUAUCAGUUACAAAAUCCAGUUAGAGGGGGGUUUGGACAACACUAAAGCAUUUACAGUUAAGAAAAUGUUGGAAGGCUUCCUAAGGCUAAAUCCAGCAAAAGACCUUCGAUCCCCAAUUUCCCUACAAAUGUUGCAUCAAAUGGUAUCAAUUCUACCAAGAGUUUGUUUAAACACCUAUGAAGCCACAAUGUUUUCAACUGCGUUUUAUUUGGCAUUUUUUGCACUGCUGCGUAUUAGUGAAUUUGCUUUCACCAGUAACUUUACACCAGUACUAUCUUUCCAAGACUUCACCAUUGAUGAAGAAAAAAUUUCCUUGUUUAUCAAAGGUUCAAAAACUGAUCAAUAUCGUAGGGGUACCACAUUACAAAUUACAUACAGUCCUCAAAGUGCAUCUUUAUUUGAACAUGCGCACAAUUUUUUGUCAAUCCGACCCCAAGUACAAGGCCCAUUUUUCUGCCAUAUCAACGCUAAACCUCUCACCAAAUAUCAGUUCACAUCACUCCUACACAAAGCCGUGAAAUUCAUUGGUUUAGACACAUCUAUAUUCAAAUCACACUCGUUCAGAAUAGGUGGGGCUACUCAUUUGUAUUCACAAGGUGUUUCUGAUGAGGACAUUAAGUCCAAAGGUAGGUGGAGGUCUAAUGCAUUCAAUUCUUACAUUAGAUUAUAAUGGUUAUCAUCAUACUUGUAACAUGCCGUAUUCUAACUGAAUACCUAGUUUGCAGGUCAAACUACUGUUUGGAUUAUUGGAUCAUCUAUAGUCCAUCAUGCCUCCCUCUAUGCUGACAAGCAAUUUGGAAACACACACCUAGAUCUUCAACAGCAUAACAUAACAGUAUUUUGUUCUGGUAAGAGUGGUAUGGUAUGGGAAGAUGUAGAGCCAACAGUUAAUCAUCUAGUUGAUCAGAAGGGACAUCCUGAUUUUAUAUUGUUACACUGUGGAGGCAAUAGUAUAGGCACUAUGCCAUUGCGUAGGCUUCAAAAAUUUAUGAAAUCAACUUUUGUUAAAUUGCAAGUCCUCCUACCAAACACACGUUUCAUAUGGUCCCAGAUGCUCCCAAGAAAUUACUAUAGACACAUGCUAUCCAACAUUGCUGCUGAGAAAGCCCGAAUAAGAAUUAACAAAUCCCUAGCUCCAUUCUUAGUGGCAUGCAACGGUGCAUACAUAAAAUACCCAGAUCAACAGCAAUGUACAUCAAAGCUAUAUCGCGAUGGAACACAUUUGUCCAAUACUGCUCAGGUUAUAUUUUUGAACACCAUUCAACAAGGAUUACUCCAUAUCAUACGCAGUAACGCCAGUAUUUAUCCUCCACCUCCCUCUGUGUAAAAACAGUCUCCCUGUCAUGGCACUGGGGCAAAAUUUUUUUCCGCUUGUGGCGGAUGUUUUCAUGUAUUAUAUUAAUCUAUUUAUCAUACAUGAAGACAUAUGGCCGAAUUUUGCUUAAGCCUGCCACUGAUACUGUUUUCUUCCAGGUCUGUGGCCAAUAAUUGGGCUUAUUUUAAUUGACAAUUUUAUUGAAUACAUUGAGUGAUUGAAAACAUUGAUGAACUGAUUGAUUGUCAUAUUGACUGUUUGAAAAACUCAUUGAUUGAAAAUGUUGAUUGAUAUGUUGUUUCUUGUGUUGUUUGAUUGAAGUAUUGAUUUUUCAAAAUAUUGACUGAUUGAUAAUUUUAUUGAGUGUUGAUUUUACAUCAUAACUAACCAAAGUCGAUGUAGAUCACACAUAUAACAUAAUGCAAUGAUAUACUGAUUUGAUAUAGUGUUUGUCAAAUUUUAUUUCAACAUGUAUUAUUAAAGUAAAGCCAUGACAAAGACUGCCAAUACUGUGUUGUUGAUCUAUUCUAUUGAAAUAAUCAAACUUAACAGAAUAUGAGUUAAGUUGUAUUAUAGAAAUGAGUAGAUCAACUUUUGUAACAUAGAUAAAGAGGCAUAACUCUUGCAACAUUUAAACAUCACUGACUUUUGACACUACCCUUUACAAUUAUUAAACUUUGACACCAUCCCCUGUCAAUACCAGCAUACAUACUACGCGCGCGCAAAUUGCAAAUUCUUUCUGGAAAUUCUUUUCAACAAAAUUCAACCCCACCCUCCCAACCCUUAAUUUAGUGUGUACUCAUAUUCUCUUUCUGUUUUUCUGCUGUUCUUUUAUGUAUUUUUCAGAUUGUGAUUGUCAAGAGAGUGUUAACCCUGAUUAUAUUUGUCGAAACAACACCAAAGCGUCAUGGCUUAACAAAUAGAUACGUGAAGUGUUCACACCUUGACCGGUGCAUUGCCGAAUUUUGCUUAAGCCUGCCACUGAUACUGUUUUUCUUCCAGGUCUGUGGCCAAUAAUUGGGCUUAUUUUAAUUGACAAUUUUAUUGAAUACAUUGAGUGAUUGAAAACAUUGAUGAACUGAUUGAUUGUCAUAUUGACUGUUUGAAAAACUCAUUGAUUGAAAAUGUUGAUUGAUAUGUUGUUUCUUGUGUUGUUUGAUUGAAGUAUUGAUUUUUCAAAAUAUUGACUGAUUGAUAAUUUUAUUGAGUGUUGAUUUUACAUCAUAACUAACCAAAGUCGAUGUAGAUCACACAUAUAACAUAAUGCAAUGAUAUACUGAUUUGAUAUAGUGUUUGUCAAAUUUUAUUUCAACAUGUAUUAUUAAAGUAAAGCCAUGACAAAGACUGCCAA